AUGCCGGAGGGUCAGUUCCUUUCUUCUCAGUUCACUUCCGUCUUUCCCAUGCAACACCUCCUUGGGGGCUCUUAUCUCCCAUACUCUUUUCCACGAAACGCUGCUUUAUCUCGUCUGCAUUUGACUUUGUGUUUCAGAACGAACCUCGUCACUGCAGAUUGUAGGCAAUGUUGUGUGGUUCUAUGGACAGUUUGUAGCACAUGUGAACAAGUCUCUUCUUGAGCAACAGCGCGUUAUUCGAAAGGAAAUGAAGGUAAGAAGUCUGUGUGAGUUCUUUAUUUAUUGUUGGCUGAAUUUACAGUUACUUUCCGACCUGACAUUCGUGAACUCUGUUUUCGCAGGAUUUCGUUGCGAUUAUGCGAUGGGGCGAUUACGUAGGAUUUUGGUCCAUGAAGGAGAAAGUUGACCGUUGUAAGAAGACCAUUCAUAAACACGUGAGUUGCCAUUUUCGUAAUUCUUCCCUCCGAUGUCUCCUAACGUUGUUUGGAAGAUUCUGCUACUCACACUGAAAUGGGUGCACACCGACCUGUUUGACUUCCUUGGAGCAAACACGCAUGUACAUCUGGUGGGGGAGGGGCUGCGAACAGGCAUUAUCUGUGGACCAUGCCAACAAGUCUGUUCCCUAUCGCAGUUAUUGGUGGGAGGUAUGGCUGACUGACGAGAACAUGAAAUAGCUCGCAAUAAUUCUGGGAUCUACAGUGCGCGACCGAUCUCAUGAAAUGUUGGUUGAAAUUCCGUAAUGCCUUUUCGAUUAGAAUGAAUUACUUAAGCGCGGUUGUAAUACUGAUUAUCUUGCGACAUGAUCCUAUAAUAUUUCGGACUCGGUAGGAUGUUAGCUUUUGACUGCACUGCUUUUCCAUCGCCUGCCAAAACCGUACUCGGUAAAAAGUGGCUACUUAUGUUGCAUGCAUUUUUCACGCUGAUUUUCGAUGGUCUCGCAAAUUCAAAUAUAUUUUAUAGAAAGCACGAACAAAAAGAUGCCUUCUUGCAGUCGUUUGAUAGCGAAUCACGUCAUCUUUAUUUUUUAUCCCUAUUUUUUUCAUCUUUAUUUUUUAUGCUCGAGGAAGGCUUAUAAGUAGGUUUUAGAAUUUUUGCUAAUUCCCGAAUAAUUUGGAGCCUGUUUAGCCGUCACAUUCGCGCCUAGGGAUUUCAGUCUACAAAGUGCAUGAGUUCCGCUUAAAGAAAAUCACAUAUUCUUCUAUGCCUAUAAAAAGAUCCCUAUAGAGUCCAUAAAAUUUUGCAAUGGAUGCGGACCAUGUUGUACAUUUCACGAGGAGCAGGGAUAAACGGAGAGGUACAAUGCUGUAUGAAUGGACAUUGCACGGUCUUAAAAAUCUCAUUAUUAGAAACUUUUUUUAAAGCUAAUUAUACUCCUUCUUCGAGUAUAAAAAAUAAAGAUGACGUGAUUCGCUAUCAAACGACUGCAAGAAGGCAUCUUUUUGUUCGUGCUUUCUAUAAAAUAUAUUUGAAUUUGAGAGACCACCGAAAAUCAGCGUGAAAAAUGCAUGCAACAUAAGUAGCCACUUUUUACCGAGUACGGUUUUUACAGGCGAUGGAAAAGCAGUGCAGUCAAAAGCUAACAUCCUACCGAGUUCGAAAUAUUAUAGGAUCAUGUCGCAAGAUAAUCAGUAUUACAACCGCGCUUAAGUAAUUCAUUCUAAUCGAAAAGGCAUUUCGGCAUUUCAGCCAACAUUUCAUGAGAUCGGUCACGCACCGUAUAUAGGACUACCACAUACAAAAAUAGGAGCGGCUGAAAUGACGAUUCCUGGCUUAGUCUCUGCUGUCAGUCAACGAUAUUUCAACCCCAGGUCGGAAGCGCUGAAUUUUGUGCCCGGAUUCUGUCGGUCGCAGUGUUAGAUGUUCCCUUCAUGGAACAUGCUUGCUCAUGCUUUGUUGAUUGCCCUCGAGACAAUUAAAAGUCCUGGGGAAAGGAGUGACAUUUACCGCCCCCAGCUCGGUUGCUGCGUGGAACAUUAGCACCUUGGGUUGCCUUUUAGGCGAUGAUUAGUUAAUAAGUUAGAAUUUUUUGUAAACACGAGGGUAAGUCGGACUGACCACUUGUUCCAUCAAGCCAUAGCCUCAAAUAAAGAAGUUUGCGAGUGCAAACUCAGUCAGACCUAGCUUAUUCAUUCCACCGCAAUUCUGCUAGUCUCUUGGAAGGAAUUUCAUAUAGAUCUCCGCAUCACUUCGCACUGUCUUUUUUCGAGCACGCGAAAGCGCAAUGACUCCCGCUCUCUGUACCUUCACAUUCAGCACAAUAAAGAACAUUAGCUAUAUAGUCAUAAAACUACCUCCAAGUUUACGAUUUGAGUAUGGUUUUAGAGGUUUCAUUCUGUGAAGUUCGAAUCUUAACUCCGAAGACCGUGAUCUUACGUACGAACGGUGCCUUUCAAAGCGGACAUUUCCGUCCGUCUAAGAGGGUUUAAUUCGCACCGGUCUAUCCGGGGAGUGGUGGGCAAAUAGGCAAUCACUGAACCCGCAAAUAAAGAUUAUGCAAACCGAAUAGGAAACUUAGAUCAACACGUUUGCGGCAUAUCGUGUUUGCUGUUUUGCUCUUCCCGAAUGGGCAUGAUCCUUUGUUUCAGCAAGUAUUGGAGUGUGGGAUGCCAUUUUCAGUUAGCUUGGAGUCACCACGAUAUCAACGUACGUUCGAUGACCAAGGAAACCUAAAAGGAAGUUGUUAAUUGUGGUAUUGCUGUCCGUAGUUAAUAUUAUCUACUAUAUCUUCCUCCGGAUGGGAAAUCCGCUUUGGGUUGUUUUAUUCCAGACAAUUAUAAAUUUACGAUAUUGUCAAAGAUGCAUACGAAGAAGCCGCACUGACUCAUUCGACUCCAAUUUCAGUCAAGUUAGUGAACUCUAGACGGUGUUGCUACUAAGUAACCUAAGUUCUUAAAACCAACCAAGCUCGUCUGUCGGCUUAACAAAUCCAUUUUACCUCCCUCCGUGUUUCCGAUAUCUUGUUGUCCUAGCCGAUUUGCUCUCUCGCUUUUACGUGCAUUUGUUUUAUAUUAGGUGGCCUCCUGGGAGGCUGUUCUACGUCAAUCGGUUAAACCCUUUUUCGAGUCCGCGAUCACCGUCAACAUCGAUUCACCCCUCUCUCCUUCUCUGGCUGAAACCCUCAAUCUGGCCCUCAAUGCCAGACCUAUCUCAUCUGUCUUUCCUCCAUCUCUGUUGGCACAGUGGUUAUCACAGCACCAGCGUCUUUUACCAACUUCCUCCCUCCCCAACAAUGUUAGGUAGGUUGCCUUUGAUUGGUUGUUUCCCCGAAACCAGGUGGUAUUUGACUCUGACACGUUCUUCUAUCUGACUUUGUAGGCGCCUGCCAAAACUGGUCUCCAGGUUGUCAGAACACGCGGCGCACGUGGCAACAGACGCGCCCUGCCUCUCCUGGAUCAACCAGCUGCGGGACUGUCUGGACGACUGGAGCUCCCGUGUUCGUGAGCUUUCGCGAGCCACCCAACAACUUGAUGCUGACUCACCCCCUCACAAACAUCUGGCCGUCCUAUUAAAGGGCCUUCAAGAACCUACUGCUCAACAGGCUAUUGCUGAGGCCUCCAAGCUUUCGUCUGAGGAUAUAGCCAAAGCAAAGGAAUGGCGCAGCAGGUACGCUGCUCUUCAGCAAAACAAGAAGUUGGCUCUCGUGGAAUGGUUCCGCCUUUGUUCUGGUCGUCGUAGUCUAAGUUCAGGCGUUAGUGAGUAAGUGCAUCUCACCCGUCUUCCUUCAAAAACUCCUUUUUGCUUAAUUUCCCCCACUAACACCAAUGUUCUUCCGUACCUCUUUUUGGGUAGGAUGACUUCAUUAGAGCCCGACGACGUGGUGAGCGAGGAUUUACUUCUAAAUAUGUUUACCGAGGAGGGCGAGGAAGGCCUCUCUGCAGCGGUGCUCAACAAAGUUGAUAACGUAGAUGUGUGCCUCGGACUGUCUUACAGGCGCGGCCUUCGCCAGAGUCUCUUCGAACAGCCGCGUAGAACACUGUUCGCACGGCUGAGCGAUCACCUUUGGAAAACGCAACCUCACUGCGACACAGCAGACAAGGAGUCAAACGAUCACAGCAAUCUGUAAGUCGGCGCAUAACGGCCGCCGUUUCUCUCUUAUGUUUCGAAUUCCUAACUGCCUGGCCAUAGGCUCUGGCACCUUUUCUGCCUGUCUUUAUGCCUGAGCAUGCACACGAUUAUCUUUUUGUGUCAGCCAGUCGUCAGCUGCCCAAUGUCUCGGUCGACUGCUGGCUAUUCGCUCAGCACUGCCCCGUCACCCGGAGAGCCCCGAUGUCGCCCGUGAUCUGGGCGGCCGUGACGGUGUGGAACGCCUCCUUGGUUGCCUAGAUGAUCUCGUUCUGCGGUGUUUUGAUGCACUCGAUCCGUUGGGACGACUGGAGGACACUUUUCAGGCACUGCAAACUCGUCUUUUGGAACUCGACACCCUUCGACGACAAUCGCUGGUCGAUGGUGACGCGACUACGGCCGACGUCCAACCCUGUUCAAUGCAGGCGCUGCGUUAUCUGAAGGUACUUCGUUGCCCCUUAGCCAUCCAAACGCCAACGUGUGUAGUGCUCCGCCCUACUGGUCGAAUAAGUCAUUUUUGGCCUUUUAAUGAAAUGUAGGCAUACCAGAACUAAUUGUUCGGACUCCUCAGAGUCGGACGUUGUGUAUCGAUGAAUUUUUUGCGCAGGCUUUCCUUUAGGGGUAGGGUAGAAACGUGUGUGCGACUCCCAAAGCCGCAUUUUAUACUGAAUUCCAGAUUUGAUUUAAAUGCAAUUUCUCGUGUUUUUAAGCAUCACCUAUAUUGGCUUAGGGAAAAUCUUCUUUUUUAAACUGUCUGGGUUUUCGCCCCACAACGAUUUGGUCCUUAUUUCCUUUGCGCACUAUACUAAACUGUCAGGGGGCAUCAAGCUGUUCGCUAGUCUUAUGUCAUAUUUAUGGAAGCGCCGUAUUCAGUGUCCAUUUUUGCUCAGCACCUCCAAGGAGGUAAAAGGAGCCCCUCAGUCGUACAAUUUUUUUACGUGCGCCGUAGCGAACUGUCCUUACUUCGCCAAAAUUUUGCUUGCCUGUAGCUGUAGUAAAGGGGUAUUGUGCAUUUGAAAUCCACUUUUUUUCCCAGAUUUUUGUCAGUCACGAUUCUUGCUACGUUGGCUGAUAGCCAUGGCAGACUAACCAAGAGGACGUGUGAAGAUUCUCUACCUCAUAGACAGUCUUACUUAAAACUUCGCAAUGUCAUUUCACAUAUUAUCACAUCCCUGACCCCACACUUUAUUGGAACUUUUACUAUGACACUCUACACCUGCCCUUUCAAGGCGUCACGUCUGCGUGUUGCUGAACUCGCAUCUGAAUGUGUCGCUCAAUGGACCACAUUUUGGGAGACUUGUUCUGCGCUCCAAUCCACGAGCGAGAGGCCUUCCGACGGCCUGAUCACCCUUCUCGCGGACAACGAGGACAUCCUCCCACCCACUUUGGCGACAGUUCCCCCCGCUCUCCUUACGCCUUCUGCCACCCUUAUGACCUACCGCAGUCGUCUAGAGGACAUUGCUAGUAGGCUGAACCAGCCAUUACCGAAGCACUGUCGUCUGAUUACUGCUGAAAUUAAAGCACAACAAGAAAUACUUGCUACUGCCGCAGCAGAUCUCCUCACAUGUUGCCGAGACAUUGGAUCAGACCACACGUUGGGUACCGAGGCCACUCUCCUGACAGGAUUGUCGCGUGUGGCUAAUUCGAUCGCUGAGGAGAUCGCAUCAUCAAGCUGUUUCCUCCAUUCCUCAGAGGUCGGACCAGAUCCGACCCAACCGGCGCUUGAACCGCUUGUCAGUGACUUGAUACGGACAGCGUUGCUGAGUGCUCAAACCCUACACAAUUUGGACAUCGUCGAAGGUGCAGAUGGGCACACCGAUGGCCUGAUUAGUCUCUUCACCAACACCUCUAGCCGUCUUGCCUCAGCUUGCCUGCCUAAACUUCAGCAGACCAAUAGCCAACUCAGGCGACUGAUUGGCCAGGUGUCUACUAGUACUGACACCGCUCUGCCUACUCUUCUCAACUACCUGCACUGUGUUACACCCCUUAUUCAGUCACUGCUUUACCUGGUCAGCAUUCGUUCGAGACAGUGGUGGGCUCUGCUUUAUGCCUGGCUGAGCGUCGGCGAGUACAUGUCCCGAGUGGUGCUGAGGCUGCUCAACGACGGUUUUUGCAAACCGUCUGCCUUCUCAAAAGCUGCUGCAGCAGCCGGAGUCGGCGGUGAAAGUGGCAAGGAGUCGACCGCGGGCGGUGAAGACUCCUCCGCGGAGGGCGGCGAUGGUGGGUGCACAAGUUUGACGGCCCAGGGUGUUGAUGCCUCUGGCGCCAAAGAUGUAAGCGACCAAUUGACAACUCAAGAGCAAAUUGAGGGCACUCAAAACGACACAGAGCCGCCGGUUCCUAACUCCAAACCAGAGGAAUCGAACAGUGCACAGGGCAUCGAGAUGCCGGAUGACUUUGCUGGCGCCUUUGACGACAACGAAGGUGCACUGGAGGGGGAAGAGGAGGAGGGUGAGCGUAAAGAGGAAGACGACCCUGGAUUGGAUGAGAAGAUGGGUAAGGAUCUGAAGUCAGACGACGAACAACUCGACAAGGAAAUGUGGGGUGACGAUGAAGACGUGAAGAGUGACGAAGAACAAGAAGAUUCGGCUGACCGUAAAAACGCAAAGUCGUCCUCAGCUGGCGUCAGAGAUCCGGCAGGCAGAUCGGAACAGUCAAAGUCUACAGCGAAAGAAGAGGGGGAAGCAGCCGAGAACUCGGCGGAUGAAGACCGAGAAGAGCAACAGCAACAGCAGCAGCAGCCCGACAACGGAGAUGAAGCGUCGUCGGAGGCAGAUGAGCAGAAGAAGCAGAAGAAACGGAAAUUAGACGCCGCAAGCGGAUCGGGACAGGAAACGGUUGCUGGGCAAGAGGAGGAUCAGAGUGAAGAGACUGAUGAGGGACGCCCGAACCAGCCAAUGGAUAUUGAUUUGAUGAAAAAGGAUGAGGAACGGCUUGCUCAAGGUGAAGCAGAUCGUUUGAAGGCAGAGGAAGAACGGGAAAACGAGACGGAACCCAACGAUCUGGAUGAUGUCGAAUUUGGUGAGAAUGAGGACUUCCAACCGGAUCCAACUGAAUUCGAUAACUUGGAUGGUAAGUUUUCUGCCGUGUCGAUUAGUUGAUACUGUGAGUAAUUUUCUUACUCGCGCAUGCGACUGACCACCGUCUUUGUGGUUUACCAUUUGUAGAGGCAAAUCGUCCAGAUGAAGAAAUCGAUUUGAGGAACCAAGCGAUGGAUCUUGAUGAAGAAGAAAAAGAAACCGCAAAAGACGGAGAUUUAGAAGUAGAUGAAACAGGUUCGUUAUCUAUUCGGUUACGUGUCGGCUUCCCUACCUUAGCCUGAAUGUGCGCCUAAUCCCGAACCUUCUGCUUGCUAAGGUCCAUUUUGUGAACCUAAUUGGGUGAUUUACCUUCCGAUCGCCGUUUUUUGUUAGCAGAAUAAAUUCGAUGAUGUCCACUAUGUGCCGAGAAGGUGAGUUUCGCGCGUUAUCUCCUCCCUCACCCAACUGGGCUCGUUAUCAAGUUAGAAUUUAGGAUGAAGGGAGGGGGUAUCGGGCACGAUUGCUGACAAAGCUGGACAGCCCGUCCACGCCUAUCACACACUCCCGAUUCUCGUACGAUGGGCCGGGAUUUUCAUAGACACAACAAAAGGAGGACAGCUAGGAUCCGAACUGCGUAGCGGUGUUAGGUGCCACAUUAAGGAGAAAUUACAGUCUGACUCAACAUGCUUGGGGAGGGCCGAGCUAACGCACCCCUCUCUUCCCUCUCCCAGCCACCAGUCCACUGUCCGAGCUGGCCAGCUAGCUAGCUGACGCAGGUGACCGGCGCGGCCUAGGCCUGCGCCCUGGCAUGUCACCACACCCCGCCUCUCCCCCCCCCCCCUGUGUGGCCUUUUUUAUGAGCACGCAGCCUAAUAACGCCUAUCAUACCCUAAUGUGCGCCCUUUGUUCGUCCGGCGUGGUCCGUUAUGGGGGGGGGACAAUUUCUGGCAAGGAUGCACCUGUUUAACAUUGUUCUGGUCGUAUUGUUAUCUGUCUGUCUGACCUAUUGAAAAUACCGUCUACGCUCGUGUCAAAAAUUGUACGCAGCAACACUGUACUGGUAAUGCUCAAAACAACGUGCCAGGACACUCUAAUUUUACCCUUCUUUUCAUUGAUGAGUUUGUUAGGUCGUUCCGUUAAUCAUGAGACCUGAUGCUGAGUCUGCUCUAGUGAACAUAGCUCGCCGACGUUUUUCUUUAACAUAGAAGUAUACAUUAAUAUUGUAUUUGUGCAUCUACAGGCCCUACACACCUUCUAUUACUUAUUUGCGUUUCUUCCUUGAAUAGACGCGGUUGAGGAAGAGAGACCGCAGUCGAUGGUUGAGCUGCCCUCAUACCAACCCAGCGCUGGCGAUCUGAACUCGGGCCACGUGAGUACCCCUCUGAACUUUGGAGCUGCCAUUAUCGCUUCCUUGCGGGUUUACUAAGCCAAUCUGUAGUACCUUGUUGGUUUGGAUUUGUUUAAAUUAGCGUUCACAGACAUUUACCAACAGCAGGUCGGAUUGACGAACGACUCCAUUAAAAGCCUCUGUCCUCAGUUGUUUUUCUUCUUUUCUCAUUAAGUCAGAAUCAAAAACGGCUGUACACCGUACACAUCUUAUGUCCUACUUAAGCUGUCCGUGUUCAUCCGCCUUUCUUGGUUGCUUUCUUCUAGGCGUCAUCAGCCCUAGAUCAGCCGGACAUCCAGGGAGAGGUGAGUUUGAUUUUGGAGAUACAAACCAUCACAAUUCUCCUGUACUCUUUUGUGCAUUCAAGUUUAUGCUGAUUACCUUUCGUGCAUCUACUCAUCUCUCCACAAGAACAGUCCACUCGGGCUUUUUGCUGGUGCUUUCGAAGUUGCAUGAUGUCACUAAAUUGUUAAGCGUUAUUUUUCCUCCAUAUGCCUUUAUGAGAACGAAUGCUUUUAUUAUUAAAUCUGGUCAUUGGUAUCCAGCUCUGCACGCUCAAUCUCUGUUUAGUCGAUGUGGUGGAGAGGAAGCACACGCUAUUACCCUACUUUUGCUAGAAAUAUUUUUAUGCCGGUGCUAUGUCAACAGACCACCAGGAAGAUGGCUUAUCCAGGUUUUCUGUGGCUGUCAGCACCCCAGCAGACCCGUUGACCGUAUUUUACGUGCGGUGAGACUGGAGUGCCAUUUCUGGCUCCUUUGUCGUCAUCAGCCGGCAGGACCCGACUUUCGGGUCCGACUACAAUUGGUUCUGGAGCUAAUUGUUCCAGCAGUUGAACUCCGAACAAGCAGAACCCUCGUGUCAGUCCACCUGUAGGCUGGACGGCGCAUCCACGGUCGGCAGGUAGUGCAACGGUCUUUAGUACUGGCUGGCUAAACAAUAGGUAGCUGUCGGAGCUGUGGAAUAAUCAGUAGCGGUGAUGCUGUCAGGUGUCGACAGGUGCUAAACUGUCAAAUCCGUGACAUAACAAGGUCGGAAGCCAAAACGGUAUUCCAACUCGGUGAUUACUGCCCGCCAUAGAUCAACGCCUCCCCCAUCUCCCUCCCUCGCAACUUCAGAAUCUUAAACGGGUGUGCUAGUGUGGCCCAUGUUGACCGUCUAUCUCUAAAUUCGGGUGCUACAGGAAACCGUGAAGUCACACUUCACAACUACAGUGCUACGAACCAUGAGUUGGCCAGAUUGAGCUAUCGACCCAUUCUUUGUAGCCUUGCGUUAAACGAAUGCUUGGUCUCAUGAGAUUAAAAUCCACCAAUUUAUUCUGACCACAAAAAAGGCAACCUACUUGUCUUUCAGUUUGUCGUAGAGUUCUUGCGGACAAUUGCACGACGAAGUGCAUUGGUAAUCUGUAAGUAUUACUGAAAAGAACCAGGGACGCUAAAAUUACUUUUUCUGGCCCUCUCGUUUAAGUUAAUCACACCUCAUCCCCUGGCCUUGGGACCUAACUUAUUUUUAUCUCCCUCCCCUCAUCAUCGUUGUGAACAGCGAUUUUCCUCUGCCUCAUAGUCUGCUACCCAUUAUUUUCAGUCGCAGUCGUGAUAGGCUUAUUGGUUGGACCACAAAACACCCCGCGUUCCUUGAUGGUUUCCUAGUCUUUCUGGUGGUUGUUGCGUGUCAAAUACCAUGCUUUUGCCCCCUAGAAACUGGUUACGGCCUAGGGUAACCGCGUGUCCCUCUCAAUUAAAUUCUAAGCCUUCCUUCUUUGCGCUCAUCCAGGCUCUCAUAUAACUACAUCUUCGACCGUUUCGUGUCGCUUAGCAAAUUAUCUUUUAUGUUCUCCAAUCGUUCCCCAACCCAAAGAUACCGUAGAAUGUAUUCCCUUUAUUGAGUACAUCGGCUCCGAUAGGUCCGUGUCUGCCCCACUCCGCAAUUCUAUUCUUCUGUUCCAGCCUCAGCAUCAGGAUCCAACAGCGAAAAUGGAUUUACCAGCGCCAAACCAGGCCAUGAGCGAUAACAUGCCUCCAGUGGAAGGUGCUAGUGCUGGCUCCGCCGUUCGUGGCCUCGAGGACAGCUUCUCGAUCGGCGCACGAGCCUCUACAUCGCCAAAUCCGCAAUCAGAUGAGUCGUACAGCCAGAAAUCUAUCCACCAGCGCAACCAGGGUCCUCGUCCCACCUCAGAGCGUCGAACAACUGCUGGAGACGCUGUCAGUCAAGCAAAACUUUGCAAGAAGGUCAGUUCCUUUGUAUACUCCUACUUACCUCCCCCUACCUCACAUCUCAACGGUUCUUUCUUUCUGGGCAGGGUCUCCUUGCUUUUAGGACUCAUUCCUGUUUCUGUGUUUGGCCAAAUGCAUUCUACCGAAUCCUCCACAAAUUUCCUAACCAGUCGCGCUUUUGUCGUCUGGUGCAUGUGGUCGUGCAGUGAACUCCUGAGCUUCUUCGGACCCUCUUCCAAUCGAAUCGAAAUGCCUUGAUACUGACUGUGAACUGCCCCAGAAUGCUUCUCCUUAUGGGGUUUUACACCAUGAAGAAAAUCCAUUAUCAGACACUUUACGGACAAUUACUCGUUUUCAUAGAUCCCCGAAAUUAUUCGUUUGCCUGUUUUUUGGUUCUCUGUUACGCGUCCUCGAAACCUGCCUGAAUUCGCGUCUGGCCCUAUCUCUUUAGAGUCCUAGUGAACAUGUUUUUCGUCGGUCUGGGAAUUUGGUGAACCUAUUUCAGUCAACCAGGAGCACUUACAGUUAAACCAAAGCUUCUAAAGUAUGCAUGCAGUAUGUACAUAAAGCUUCCUUCAGAGUCAAGAGCUCUGUCAGCGUCAGUGAUGACUUUGUACACUACCGGCGCCCUCCUGCUCUCCUAACUAUUCGAUUUUUCCGUUUCUCGACCACCCAAAGUUUGUACGCCAUGACGCAUAUAAUUGUAUGAAAAGACUUGCAUCCAAAUUCUGUCGUGCAUGAGUAGAGAUAAAGCUUUUUUUCUUGCUGACCACUGCCAUACGCUUACUGUGAUCCUUUCAGGUAGAAUGCAUGUCUUUUUCAUUUCCUCCCGUACUUACUGUGCAAACUCAUCUGACAGCCCACAUUACUUCAACUAUGGUACCUAUAUGAGCCUUCAUAAUGUCUUUUUUUAUGCAACACUGCAUCCGGGAUUCUUAAGUUUUGGCACUCACUGGACGCUUAUUAAGAUGCAUAUUCUCUUGUACACACAAAUGACCUUAUGUGACCGACAAAAAUACAUUCUGAGCGACUGAUCUAAACUCCCAACCUCCAUUUCACGCCAGAAAGAUUCCACCGUCCAGUUUUCGUGCACGUAUUCACUAAAUCAGCAAAACACAUGUCUGGGCUUUUAGCAAGUAUCUGUGUCGGGAGUACAGUAUAAUACCUUUACCAUAUGGAAUUCAUACUACUCGUAGUACUACUUGUUUGUAGAAUGGGCAUUACGUGGUUAUUCCACAUUAGUUGAUUGUCUUCGACUCGAAUGUUGAUUGAAAUUUCGGUUCUGACCCUAAAAAGUCAUGUCCCGGACAGUAACUCCGAGUCGUGCACUGAGUAAUUUCUGAAAUUAUACACUUGAGUAUUCACUUAAUGUAUGCGGAUUGCAUCAUUGCUUUGAACCCUUUGUCAAUGGAACAGCCUUAUCUCCCUGCAUCCAUUCCACGAUGAAGAACUGCGCACAUGGUAGAUACCAGUUCUAAUCAUGAUGAUCUUUGUCCUAAAACCAUUUUCCUCUGUGCUUAUUCCUUUCGCAGCCUGACAUCCUCGAAGCAUCUUCAACUGACACACAGGAGAAGGAGGCUGGCGUUGAAAGCACAGAUGCUGUCCAGCACAUUGAGGAACCGGAUAGCAGCACAGCCAUGACUGCCUUUGAUGCUGCAACCGACGCGCAGAAAGAAGCCGCUGGCGGCGAACCGUCCAUUGCCUCCCCCGAGGCGGAACAGCCAACAACACCUGGACUCGAUACCGAAUCCGUUCUGCCACGUCAAGUACCUGAGGAGGAACCGAUGAUCAAAGUAAGGGGGAAUAUGCGGUUUCCUUUGCAGCAUUUUUUGAUCAUGUCUUAUAAUUAGCGUAGGACAUGCUAUGUUCAUGCAAAUUUAAUCGUACGUUGUUUAUUUUAUUUCCUUUGGAAGCCCCUCCCACCGUCAUUCAGCGACUCGGGACUGUCCAAUCAGCAGCGUGAAAAUGAUAGCUCAGCAGCCCCAGGUGCUGAUGUACGGACGCUGCCAAAACCAGAUAUGGAGUUAAGGCAGACGCUGGGUGCUCAAAGGCCGCCUGAGUCGAAGCAUUUCUUGAAUGUAAGUUCACUUUCUACUGAAUUCUACCUUGCCUCGCGCAUCUGCACUACCACACAUCACUUAUGCAUAUGCGUGUGUGUUAUGGACUUUCUGGAUACGUCCACUUCCCCGCCCUGACACCCAGCUCCCAUCUACGGCUGCAUAAAGUUGUACUCUGCAGAGCGGUCAUACCCCUGCUAUCCUUGACAGAUGGGCUGAAUCAGAUCAGGGUUGUUCAGUAUUUGCGUGUCCCACAGCUAACAAUCCCUUCCCUGAUUCUCCAAAACGGAGGGGAUGACACAUAGCUAGCUCUAGCUAGUUUGCGUCGCCUUCGCACUACAUCGAGAUUGUGACCCGCAGUGUUAUUCGGCCACCGCCCAGGAACAGUGCAUACCCACUCGCAGAGUAAGAUACUGAAAAAGAUGCCCUAAAAUGCUGGCCAUGGCGCAAUGACGCCAAAUCCUCCUGUUGAGCACGUUGUACUCACGACUCAGCGGAUAAUAUUACGAAUGCGAUCCCAUUAGUGAUGUCCACCAGCCUGAUUGCGAAUGACAGAACAGGUAAUAUUCGGCAAGCCGACGACCUGAUCAUAUAACGCGUGUCCGUCUCGGUUACGUUAAAACAACUGGCACAUUUAGGGAAAAGCGGCCAAACUGUUAAAUGCAAGUUAAUCUGACACCUCGGCACACUCCGUCCUUUGCCUCAGAGCCUGUCAUACUAACUGCUCAUAUUGGCAGCCUGAGGUGUUCGUCUCCCUUUUGAUAGCUCAUUGGCUAACGAACCAGAAUGGCGGACAGCCCUGAUUGGCUCUCCACAAGUGGACAUCGCGUCUCUCGGUGAGGCCCACUCCUCCAGCAACAGCAACCGAAUGAAGUAGGUGGAGGUGGUACAGCUUUCGUUCGAGCAAACGUACGGAGGAGCGAGGUGACGCUGGAGUCGCCUUUGCCAUUAAGGCGGACGUAGGACAGUUAUUCUGCCCUCAUCUGAAGCGGGCACGCAGCGAAGCGUGGGCCUGUUUUCUACCGUUUGCUUGAACUUCAGACCGACCAUUAACAUGGAGAAGACAGCACUAAUAUAUAUGCCAGCCGGCAUUAUUUGAUCGCUAUAACGAUUCCAUAGCGCGUGUCAAUGGGGCUCGUCUCAAAACUGUAGACACGAUCGCAAACCUUUUGAGUAAUAUCUAAAAGCACACUGAAAUCGAGGACGGAAUCGCAACGUUAGCCAGAUCUUUGGCAGACUACAAGAGUCGGUCCAGGAUUGUCACGACAUGCUCCCCAACAAGAAACUGAAGACGUGCAGAAAUGUCGACCUGCCUACGCUCCUGUGCGGGACGACCACGUAAGCCUUAAAUAGAAGCCAAGCAAAAAAUCCAACCACUCUCACCCAAGUUGCCCUUGUAGGAAACUGAGGUUGAAGUGGGUAGACGCGAUCCCGAGCACUGAGAUUGUGGAAAUAACGGACGUGUUGGGCAUAUCCGCUAUGCUGUAGCAGGUGCAGCUGUAAGAGCGACAGCGCCGUGAAGAUGGCUGCCGGACGCCUCCGCAACGAAUAGUCUGCUGCGGCAACAUAAUAGUGGGUGCUCGCAGGCAAAGAGAGUGAUAGGUACGAUACAAAAGCAUUCAACUACCCUUCCCGACAACUUACCUACGGAACGUGGGAAGGCCUUGUAGGAAAUAGUGGGCUUGACGCACCGCUGUCAGCACCCAAUGCUUGCCUACGUGUCCGCAUUGUAAAUUUAUACCGAAUUCACAGACUGCAUAUUUUCGGACCAACUGCAAUGUCACCGAGACCAACCCACUUUCCACACCACCACGGGUAUCAUCUCUGGAGACCCCCCUCACCUGUUAGUAUAUCACGUUCCAGUUCUGUUUUGUCCUGAUCAAGCAUUCUUCACCCACCGCAAUAGGUGAGCUGCCAGGACAAAAGGAAUCCACAGUAACUCACGGCUAGCAGUACUGUUACAGUGCCAACAGGUCCCACUGUGACCCCGCCCUCGAUGCACGCAUCGGUCUGGUCAGCCACCUACGAAUGACUGUCGACUUUAACGAUGUCCACCGUGUGCUCCACGGCAGGGUGGGAGCAAGAGCGGUGACUUGCGUAGCAUCUACAGCGCCCCUACCUCGCCCACCCGGAUCCGGUGUCAUGACCAAGUCAAGAAGAGCGGACGCCGCAAGUGGCCGGCACCUCGUAAAUCCGCACCUAGGCGCACCACCAAACCCCUUGGUCCAAAGCAAACACUUAAUCCGGAUUUUAAACAACAAAUAUGGGAGACGACAGGAAUCUCAAUCGGCGCAGCGUGUGCCUGCCACCGCACACCGAAUGUUGACAUUUGUCAGGGGUGCGUAUUCUCGAUAACGCCUGCCAGACUUCGUGUUGUUACAAUGCAUCUACCGCGGGGCCCGUCUGAGCGGCACCUGCGAAUACAUUAUAAAACACUCGGAGCAGCAAUGUUGUGAGUCACUAAAAACGACCCGCCUAUCCUGUCUUCGGACAUUCAGGCCCUACACGAGCCUUUCGGUCAAAGAUGCAUAGGUUUUUCUCGUGCCCGAGGACUGCCAUUUAGGCCUCUGCGUCUUUUAUGUUAAGCCGUACAUGACACACUCACAACUUUAGAAGGCAUUUUGCAGCACGCACCUUCGGUCGUCUUGACUUUGCACUGCUGUCCGCACACACUAGGUAGUGAGGAGGUAGUGAAAUGGGCACAGCGAAAUUUGCUUCAAAGUUGCAUGUUUGUACUCUAGUCACUUCAAAAGAAAAGGAGGCGUUCACCGGGAGAGGUCUAUUGGAGGUCUGACGUUUCGAGUAGUCGUUUUUUCUACCCAUCUUCAGAGACUGGGAAGUCUUGCACACAGCUUGCCUUAUAAUGGCGCACUUUGUUUGAUGCCUGGCCAACGAAUGCCCCUGUGUGACUGCAUUCGACCCGCAUGUCACCGUGACCCGAAUUGCCCUCCCCCUCGUCGGCCGCGGAUACAGUUGACGGCGCCAAUUGGCCCGCGCCGUGACUGCCCCCGUCAAGAAUGUCCGUUGAAACCAGAUGGGGGGAGGCAAAUUGGUGUGGCGGUUGACAGAGCAGUCGGCAGACAUCCAGGCUUCGUGUACCUGCCUUGCCGUAUGAUCAUCACCCCGGCCCACAGUCUUAACGGCGUCAAAGCUGAAGGUGUGGGCCAUUUGCGCGGCAUGGGUUGCUACCUCCGACUUUGGGUCCAACCUUCGCACGGCCAACUUGUGCUCGUGUAUGCGCGUUUGCAGUCGUCGGCCGGUUUCCCCAACGUAGUUUCAAAUUCCGCAGCUACACUGAAGUCGGUAGACAACGGCCGACAUCUGCUUAGGGAUCGGGUCUUUUGGCCGCAUCACUUGCCGGUGGAUUGUUGAGUCGGGCCUGUGAGCAACGCCUAUUCCCUAGUCAUCGCUAAGGGGCCUCCUACUCAUUUAGGACGGUUGUACUAUCGUUUUCGCGCUAGAGUUUGUUAUGAGUUUAUAUGCAUUUGCCGUACUUUGUGCGCUCCCUUUAGACCUUGGAUCUGCCCGAGGUGGUGGAGCCCCUGCCAUCACUCCAGCCUCAGGCCCGCACAACUCACAUUGACGCAGAGGCUCUUGCGUCCUCGGCUCUCGACUGGCAUGCUUGCCUUUCUCGCUCCUCCCUUUCUUCGGUGCAGCUGUGUGAAGCCCUCCGACUGGUUCUGGAGCCGACGCACGCCUCCCGCAUGAAGGGCGACUUCAGAACUGGCAAGCGACUGAACAUGCGCAAGGUUAGUUUUCCCAUUCCGUCAUCCAAGCCGCCCACUCCCCGCCGGUUAUGCUCUCUGCGCCUUUAAUCCGCGCAUGAAAUUCUGCCUUUCCGCAUUCACAGAUCAUACCCUAUCUUGCAAGUCACUUCCGCAAGGACAAAAUCUGGAUGCGUAGAACACAGCCUAAUCAGCGCGACUACCGUAUCCUCAUCGCGGUUGACGAUUCGUCCUCGAUGGCGGACAACUUGUGUCGACAGGUACGCUGUUCGUUCGCCUUCCAUCCAUUUUUUAUCGUUUACUUACCUGACGGCUGCCGUUCUCUGGUCGACUAAAAUGAGGUCCCUAGUGCGCAAUCUGAGCACUAGGGAGAUACAGUAACAAAAAGGUAAUGCCUCCCCUAAUCGGUAAAUUGUUUCAUUUUGGGAUGGCAUAUAUGACAAGCUAACGGAAGAACUGAAGUGCUCAUCUCCCCCCCCCCAAAAAAAAAGAUUGCGUAGUAAUUUCAUCGAAAGUACUAUCAAUAUAUUACCCGGAGUCUACUUCUUCAGUAGCUUGACAGGAUUGUGGGACGCUUUGACUAGUCUAGUAUUUAGUCUGUGCCGAACCCCUUGCUGCAACAUAGACUGAAAUCACAGGGGUGGCAUACGUAGACAAGGACACUCAAAGUGGUCUGGCCUGAAACCAGCGGAUUUUUCCCGAGUAUAAUCGUCAAAUUUAAUCGGCAGGGUCGUUAACAACAAGGCGACGUCCCUUGCAUGACUUUUUUCAUUCCAGAUUUCACCUAUUUCAGCUUCUGAAUUUUGAAGGUGUCUUCUGUUGUUCUGUUUGCUCUUUUGACCUGUACUUCUUUAUGUUUGCCUACAAACUCACCUCACUCUCAUCUUGGAUACUUUACUUCAGAUGACAUUUGAGGCCCUGGCAACUGUUGUAAGUGCUCUCCAUCUCCUAGAAGCCGGAAAAAUCGGGGUCUGCAGGUAA
Molecule: messenger RNA, 17443 nt
Organism: Spirometra erinaceieuropaei
Lineage: Eukaryota; Metazoa; Platyhelminthes; Cestoda; Diphyllobothriidea; Diphyllobothriidae
Source: the annotation of a GenBank genome assembly